Molecule: messenger RNA, 2768 nt
Organism: Rhinichthys klamathensis goyatoka
Lineage: Eukaryota; Metazoa; Chordata; Actinopteri; Cypriniformes; Leuciscidae
Gene: sytl5
Product: synaptotagmin-like 5
Exons: 17
Coding region: 437-2509 (690 amino acids)
Biological process (GO): exocytosis; intracellular protein transport
Cellular component (GO): plasma membrane; exocytic vesicle
Molecular function (GO): neurexin family protein binding; small GTPase binding; phospholipid binding
Source: RefSeq, a predicted model, not a curated record
GUCACGGGGAAUCCGUGGAAGCGCAAACUCCGCCCACGCUAUGAACAUCUCCAGCGGAGGGUGCGUGGGGGGGUUUGCCUCGCGCUCGGAGCUCGGGCUGCAAUGAACACACCACUACAAAACUGAUCUUGACUUGACCAUGUAACAGCACUGCAGUUCACAGGAUAUUCAUGUACGAAUGCUGCGGCAGGCAUUCAGCAGGUGAAAGGGUUAAUGCACUGACCAACAGGAUCACAAGACCUGACACAAUUGCUGAGAUGAAGGUUAUCGCCUGAAGGAGCGGGCAGAUGACCUUUGUGUCGACAUGUAGAUGUACCAAAGCAAUCCUUCAUUAAUUCAUAAGGAUUCAAGCUGCAUUCAUGAAGCAUCAUUUUGAUUGGUUUGUGGCCAGUUUUAUUGGCUGAGUUUUCCUUGAGCUCUGUGAGCAGUUCUUUAAAUGGUCAUGGCGAAGACAACCGGGUCCCUUAAUCUGUCCUUCCUUCUGGAGCACGAAAAGCAGACGAUCCUCAGUGUUCUCCAGAAAGACGAGAAGGUCAGGAAACGAGAGGAGAAACGCAUCAGGAAGCUGAAAAAUGAACUUUUGGAACUGAAGCGAGCCGGGCGGCGUAGUUCAGCUGAUCAGCGUGAGUGUGCCGUAUGUCUGCGUGCGCUGGGUCUCAUCCUGCAGAGGGGUAAUGUGUGUACCAACUGUCAUCGGCGGAUGUGCAACUUCUGCACUGCUACACCUCCAGGCAGCAACUGCAAAUGCACUGUGUGUGCAAAGACUGCGGAACUGAAGGUGGUUACAGGAGAAUGGUUUCUGGAAGAGAGAUCCAAGAGGUUUCAACAUGUCAGUGUACCCAGCAGUGAUGUAGUCAAACAGUCAAUCCUCAGCAGUCCUCCAGAUGGAGGCUCUUCUCCCAGACCAUCAGAGAGGGAGAGAUCAUCCACACCACAGUACGAGAGAUCGCCUACGUCCCAAUUCCAGAUAAGGACAGGGAAGAACAGGAAAGGGAAGAGAGCGGUUGCAGUGGAGCCAUCAGGGUUACCAACGGUACCCAAUAACAUGAGAGCACAAAUGGUCAAAACACCAACCCAGACAGAGGCAAGAAACAGGCCGGAUGGAGCAGAGAGCGUGUCUAGUAUACAAAGCAGUGACAGCGCUUCUGAAAAGAUGGCGGAUGGGCGGAGACAAAAAGAUUCCAGCACUCCCUCUAUCGCCAUAUCCAGAGCCUCCCUCUCAUCAGAUCGCAGUCGCUCUGAGGUGGACCUCAGUAAUCCUGGUGAGGGCUUCAGUGAAGAUCCUCUGAUAAGUCGAUGCCGCUCAGUUCCAGGACUGAACGAUGGGGACUCGGAUGAGGACAUUGAUGCGGUGUUAUCAGCACACUAUAAAACCAACCGGAGCGUCUGCAGUGCGCAAUCAAUGUCUUCCACACCUGCCUCGGAGAGAAAGUGGGGUUUCCUUAAUGUACCUGACUCAGAUGCUGACACUACCAGCAUUAACAGUAUGAUGAGCGUGUACAGUGAGACGGGGGACUAUGGCAACGUGCGGGUUUCCGGGGAGAUCCUGCUCAACAUCUCUUACAGCUAUAAAACAGGGGCACUAAACGUGCUCGUCCGCGAGUGCCGCUGCCUAGCAACCGGGGAUGAGAGGAGACAGCGCACGGAUGCCUAUAUUAAAACAUAUCUCCUGCCAGACAAGUCCCGUCAAAGCAAGCGAAAAACCAGCAUCAAAAGCAACACCACUAACCCAGUCUUCAACGAAAACCUGAGGUAUGUAGUCAGUCACUCUCAGCUGGAGACGCGCACACUGCAGGUUUCUGUGUGGCAUCAUGAUCGUUUUGGACACAACAACUUCCUGGGGGAGACGGAGCUGACCUUUGACUCCUGGGAGUUUGACACGAAGAUAGAGGAAUGGUUCUCUCUACAGCCUAGGAAUGAGUCUUAUGUGGACUCAGUGAUGCACUAUAAAGGGGAACUUACAGUGGUUUUGAAGUACAUUCCUGCAGAGAGAAAUGUCUCCCUGCCUCUGGACCAAGUGCAAGUGAAAAGGGGAUUUCUGAAGGGAAAGAAGAAGACCAUCACACUUCCUAAAGGAGGAAUGGUGGAGCUGCUGGUUAAAGAGGCAAAAAACCUAACGGCUGUUAAAGGAGGGUCCUCUGACCCAUUCGUCAAAGGAUACCUACUGCCUGAUGACAAGAAAAGCACAAAGCACAAGACCGCGGUGGUGAAGCGUACCGUAAACCCACGCUGGAAUCACACCUUCACAUACUGCGGCCUGCAGCACAGUGAUCUGGACAGCGUGUGUCUGGAGCUGACAGUGUGGGACAGGGAACCGCUUGCCAGCAACGUCUUCCUGGGGGGUGUGCGGCUCGGGGGAGGGACAGGUCUGAGUUAUGGGAAAGAAGUAGAUUGGAACGAUUCCUGCGGCGAGGAGCAGCGGCUAUGGCAACGCAUGAUUGACAACCCUGAAGUCCCACUAGAGUGCACACUGAUGCUGCGAUCCAGCAUGGCCAAGAGGAAGACAUAGAGAGAAGAGGAAGGACAGUUUCCCUGGCAAUACGCAUCAAAUCUGAUCACCUCUAGACACUUUAAAGUGCUCUUUAUGUUCUUUGGCAGUACUCACACUACCCAGAUUCUCAUUCCAACGUGCAUAUGCUCACUAAAUUCUCAAAACACAUCUGUGGUAUACACAUAUGGGCCUAUAAUUUCCCAUUUACACCUGGUAUUAACAUGUCUCAAUUGUGACCACAAGGAUUUGGAUUUCAAUCACUAUCAUAUAUCAUAUA